Molecule: messenger RNA, 483 nt
Organism: Fusarium subglutinans
Lineage: Eukaryota; Fungi; Ascomycota; Sordariomycetes; Hypocreales; Nectriaceae
Product: litaf zinc finger
Exons: 3
Coding region: 1-483 (160 amino acids)
Molecular function (GO): zinc ion binding
Source: RefSeq, a predicted model, not a curated record
AUGGAGCAUCCUACACCUAAUCCCGAGCAUCAUAAGCAUCACGCUCAUCACUCCCUCGAGGACGACAAUAAAAGGCCUUCAAGCAAAAGGUCCAUCGAAUUCAGCUCACCGCUCGCCCAACCACCAGUUACAAGUUCGUCACCGACACAUCUGAAAGGAGAUGACCACAAAGAUCCCUUGGAGCGAGAGCCGAAAGAGCAGGGCUUCCUGGGUGCGCAGCUCAAUCAACUGAAAAGUGUGAGCGCAACAGUCGUUUGCCCAAAGUGUGGAGUAAGGGCCAUGACUAUCACACAAGUGCAUACUGGUGGUGUCACUCAUGCUGUGGCCUUGGCCUUAGUCAUUGGAUCCGCCGCUUUACUGGCCUGGGUACCCUACUUCGUCUCCUCGCUCAAGGAUGUUUAUCAUCACUGUGGCAGUUGUAAGAUACUUCUUGCUCAGUGGCACCGAAGUGGUCGCGUUGAAGUUUUCGCCUCCCAACAGUGA